Molecule: messenger RNA, 1598 nt
Organism: Rhododendron vialii
Lineage: Eukaryota; Viridiplantae; Streptophyta; Magnoliopsida; Ericales; Ericaceae
Exons: 6
Coding region: 144-1259 (371 amino acids)
Molecular function (GO): ubiquitin protein ligase activity
Source: RefSeq, a predicted model, not a curated record
AGAAUUGAGACACUAGUUAUGCCCCCUUGCUAAUUUGAAUCCACAGGAAUCCACAGUGUGUUGACGUCUUCUCUUCCCUGUUCCUCUAUUCCUUCCAAAAGGCUCAUAUCUCUCUCUCUCUCUCUCUCUCUCUCUCUCUCAUCAUGCCUAUACCUGUUUCAUCACAAAGCUCAACAAUAGCAGAACACCUGGGAUACAGAAGACCAACAAGAAACCACCAAAUCCCAGACCCAGAUCUAGACCCCCAACAAAUGCCUUCUUUAGUCCAAUCCACCCGCUGCAAGUCCACCAUUUCCUCUCUUCUCCUCUCCACUUUCACCCCAACCACCACCCCAACCACAACCACCAAGAACAAGACCACCCCAUCUGGGUCUUCCUUCAUGGGCCUCGGAUGCGCCGCCGCGUCGGCCCAGGUGUCGGUGCCGUCGGUGAUUCGGAGCUCGGCGAAUUGGGAAGAUAACCAGGUGAGGAGGAAGAAGAAGAAACAAAAGAGGAAGAAAACUAGGAAUCAAGAUGUGGCAAUGGGGAGUAGUAGUAAUAACAACGCGUCAAGUUCGAUCGCGGUUGUUGUUCCUGAUGUUUGGUGCGGUCCUGGGAUUGGGUUGACAGCUGAUGCUGCCGCUGCCUCUGUUGAUUGUGUUGUUUCAAGAACGAGAAUGCCUGUCUCUGGAAGAACCAAAGUCGAUACUGAAAACAAGGGGAAUCAGAGGGAGCGAAGUUCAUGUCCUGCAAGGAGAAUGGUGAGACCUGAACCUAUGCUGUCUCUGGAUUCUGAGUAUGCCUUUGGUAUGCGACAUUCGGGAUUAGAUGUAUUCGGAGCAAGGAAUCCGUAUCAUCAUCAUGUUCGACAUCGUUCUCCUGAUAACCUUGAGGAGAUCUUGAUGCUUCAAAAUAGUAUGAUGUUCGGAGGAAGAUCUGAUGGAUUUGAUCGAUUCAGGGACUGGAGAAUUGAUGUCGAUAGCAUGUCAUAUGAGGAAUUGCUUGAGCUUAGUGAGAGAAUUGGGAAUGUGAAUACUGGACUGAAAGAAGAUGAGAUAGUCCACUGCCUAAGGAAAGCCAAGCAUAUGGACAAUUUGUUUUCUCCUUUACCCAAAGAAAUGGAACAGAAGUGCAGCAUUUGCCAGGAGGACUACCAAGCAAACGAGGAGACAGGGAAGCUUGAAUGUGGACAUUUCUACCAUAUUCAAUGCAUAAAGCAGUGGCUCGUGCGGAAAAAUAUGUGCCCUAUCUGCAAAACAGUUGUAGCAACUAAUCAAUGAGACGUUUCAUUCUUCUCCGGCAUCCCUGGUUAUAUUUGGAUUGGAGCGUCUCAGUUCUGUCUAGUGUAUAGUUUUGAUCUCUUGCACAAGCAAGGUUUCAUUAUUUGGUGUGGUGAUUGGUCCUUUUCCAUUCAUUGAAUUUACCAUUCCAGGAUUUUGCGAUUCCAAGCCCGAGUUUCUGUCAUUUGUCCCUACUUUUCCCGACGUUCAAUGUGUAACUUUGCACCCUUCAGUAUCAUUUUCUUUUGCUUAUAUGUUGAAAUGAUUUUGUACUGGUUUUGGAUCUAUUCUGCUGUAUUUCUCUCUCUAGUUUAAUUCAAUUGAUAGAUAAGGAUUCUG